UAUCUAUCACACGACAUAUUAAAAUCUUAUCUCUCUCCGCACCUCUCUUUUCUCUCUCAUCUGCAACUAAAAAUACUUCGAUCUGAGCUCGUUAAUGGUGUAUUUCUGCUCAGAUCUGAGGCUAUUACACGUAGUAUACACAUCGACAAACUUGCAUCGGAGUUGACCUGUUGGCGGCCAUCUUUUCCGGCCAGAUAUUGAAGGUUAUAGGCGAUGGCGUACUCGUUUCCUGAGGAGGUGUUGGAGCACGUGUUUUCAUUUUUGAGCUCGGAAAAGGACAGGAACGCGGUUUCGUUGGUGUGCAAGUCGUGGUAUGAAAUGGAGAGGUGGUGCCGGAGGAGGAUUUUUGUGGGGAACUGUUACGCGGUAAACCCUAAAAUCAUGAUCAGGAGGUUUCCAGAGGUGAAAUCGGUUGAGUUGAAAGGGAAACCGCAUUUUGCCGACUUCAAUUUGGUUCCGGAGGGAUGGGGAGGGUAUGCUCACCCUUGGAUCGUUGAAAUUGCUAGGGGUUACCCUUGGUUAGAGGAGAUCAGGCUUAAACGCAUGGUGGUUACGGAUGAGAGCUUGGAGUUAAUAUCUAAAUCGUUUAAGAACUUCAAGGUUUUGGUUUUGUCGUCAUGUGAGGGCUUCAGUACUGACGGUCUUGCUGCCAUUGCUGCUAAUUGCAGAAAUUUGAGAGUAUUGGAGUUGCGGGAGUGUGAAGUUGAAGAUGUAAGUGGGCAUUGGCUGAGUCACUUCCCUGAUUCUUUUACCUCAUUGGAGUCUCUAAACAUGGGUUGUUUGGGUUGUGAGGUGAGUUUCUCAGCCCUGGAACGCCUGGUUGCCAGGUCACCCAACCUCAAGACCCUUCGACUCAACCGCACUGUACCCCUUGAGAAGCUCUCGACACUCCUACAGCUGGCCCCACAGCUGGUUGAAUUUGGCACAGGCUCCUACUCAGCAGACAUCCGGUCAGAUCUAUAUUCAAGUCUGGUGGAAGCCUUUUCACGCUGCAAGAAUCUAAAAGGGCUUUCAGGGUUUUGGGAUGUGGUUCCAGCUUAUCUUCCUGCUUUUUACUCUGUGUGUCCUGGCCUCACUUUUCUAAACUUGAGCUACGCCGCCACACAGAGUCCUGAUCUUACCAAGAUUGUUAGCCAAUGUCAUAACCUGCAGCGCCUAUGGGUGUUGGAUUACAUCGAGGACACGGGGCUCAACGCCCUUGCAAUUUCAUGUAAGGACCUUCAAGAAUUGCGAGUGUUCCCUUCGGACCCUUUUGUGGCGGAUGCAAACGUGAUGUUAACAGAAGAAGGUCUGGUUUCAGUCUCUGAAGGUUGCCCAAAGCUUCAGUCUGUCCUCUACUUCUGUCGCCAGUUUUCAAAUGCAGCAUUAACCAGCAUUGCCAAAAACCGCCCUAACCUAACAACCUUCCGUUUGUGCAUUCUGGAACCCCGAGCUCCCGAUUACCUGACAUUCGAACCCCUGGAUUCCGGUUUCGGAUCCAUAGUCCAACACUGCAAAAACCUGAGACGCCUUUCGUUGUCGGGUCUCCUGACAGACCGUGUGUUUGAACACAUCGGGACCCACGCUAAAAAACUGGACAUGCUUUCGAUAGCUUUUGCUGGGGAUAGUGAUUUGGGGUUGCAUCAUGUUUUAUCUGGAUGUGAGAGUUUGAGGAAGCUGGAAAUACGGGAUUGUCCUUUUGGGGAUAAGGCUCUUUUGGCUAAUGCUUCCAAGUUGGAGACAAUGCGAUCCCUUUGGAUGUCUUCUUGUGGGGUUAGUUUUGGAGCGUGUAAGGUGUUGGGUCAGAAGAUGCCUGGUCUUAAUGUUGAAGUCAUUGAUGAAAGAGAGAAUCUUGAUUCCAUCCCUCAAAACUCUCCCGUUGAGAAGCUUUACAUUUACCGAACCGUUGCAGGGGAGAGGUUUGACAUGCCCGAUUUUGUACGGACAAUGGGUAAACACAACCACAAUAGGAGGAGGUUCAAAUAAAGCGUUAAGGCCCGUGUAGUGUUGCGGCAUGCCACAUUUGGUCCCUGGUGAAAUCUGGUAUGGUGUGUGAGUUGUAGAAUGUAUCUGUACUAUUAUUAUUAUUAUUAUUAGUCAGUUAGUCUCAUUUCGCUUUGAAUAAAGACCACCCCUUCCUUCCUUUAAAUCUUGUUGUAACUUGUAACUGCUGCGUAUUGUUUGUUGGCUGUUAAAUUUAUCGCAGCCCUUGCAUUGCCCGAAUUAUGUCUACAACGACCUUUUUGUA
This is a messenger RNA of Lactuca sativa (garden lettuce), 2227 nucleotides long. Its product is annotated as protein TRANSPORT INHIBITOR RESPONSE 1. The record is from RefSeq and is a predicted model, not a curated record. Gene Ontology annotation, molecular function: protein binding. Gene Ontology annotation, biological process: SCF-dependent proteasomal ubiquitin-dependent protein catabolic process. Gene Ontology annotation, cellular component: SCF ubiquitin ligase complex. NCBI's taxonomy places the organism in Eukaryota, Viridiplantae, Streptophyta, Magnoliopsida, Asterales, Asteraceae.